AUGGUGGACAAAUUCACAAGGGAGCGUUCACGUAUUCAGUAUGCUAGAAUUCUGGUUGAAAUGGAAGUUACUGAUAACCCCCCUAAAAGUAUACAAUAUAUCAAUGAGCAUGGCCAAAUCAUGGAGCAGGGGGUUGAGUAUGAAUGGCUACCGAUUAAGUGUAAGACUUGUGCUGGUUUUGGUCACUCAAUGACAGACUGUAGGAAGGUCCAGAAUACUCAGUGGGUCGUGAAGGAGCCUACAACUAAAAAGGAGAAAAAGGAUCAGAGAACUGAAGGACUUCAGGAUGAAGAGCUGGAGAAGCCUGCAACUCAAGCUAGUUCAGACGAUGGCAAGGUUCAGGUCAACCCAGUCGAAACUUUACAGCCUAAUAGUGAGGUAUUAGCUGCUAAUGAUAAAGGUAAUCAGGCAAGCCAACCUUGGCUUACUCCGAAACGAGUUGCUGCUUCAACCAAGGAAGGACAGAGUUCAGAAAUUACUGCUAAAAACUCAGGUCAAAAGUACAAAAAAUCAAAUAAGUUUGUGGUGCUACAAGAGCAAAUGAAUGUUAGAGGGCUUAAUGGUUCUAUUAAGCAUAGCCCUGUUAGUGACCUUUGUAGCAUAAAUAAAAUAGGAGUAGGUGGUCUUUUAGAGACUAAAAUGAAGGGAAACAAAAUAAUAAGGUUCAUGGACCAUCAGUUUCCAAACUGGGAAUUUCACACAAGUUCAGUUAUUGAAGGCCGACUGUUGAUAGUUUGGAGAAAGUUAUUUGUUAAAGUCAAUAUUAUUGAGGAAUCUAAUCAAUUUGUUCAUUGUUUGGUGAAGAUGGCUGGUGUGCAGCAAGAUUUUGGUGUCACUUUUUUAUAUGGUUUUAAUUCGAUUGAAGGUAGGAGAAAUCUCUGGGAAGGGUUGCAAAGGCCUACUCUUAUGGACAAAGCAUGGUUAGUUUUAGGGGACUUUAAUGCCCCUUUUUCAGGUAAAGACAGAUCAGGUGGUAAGCCUAUUUCCGAUUUAGAAUUGGUUGAUUCCGUUCGGUGGCUUGCGGGUGCUCAUGUUGAGCCUCUAAAAAGUUCCACUGCAGUGUUUAGAUGGGAAACCAUUUCAGACCACUGUUCCUGUCUAGUUAGAACUCAGCCUUUAGAGAAGAUUAGGUUAAAGCUUUUUCGGUUCUAUAACUAUUGGACAAAGCACCAUGAAUUUCGUGAUCUGGUUUUAUAUAGCUGGGACAGAAUUGGUGAUCUGAAGGUAAACUAUUAUAAGGCUAAAGAGACAUACCAAGAAGCUCAAUUGCAAGCUCAAGCAUAUCCUCAUGUAUUUAGUUAUCAGGAAGAUGAGAGAAUAGCAGCUGAAGCCUUCUCGGUUCAGGAAAGACUAUAUCAUAGCUUUUUAAUCCAGAGGAGCAAGAUAACAUGGCUGAGACAGGGAGAUAUGAACACUUCAUUCUUUUAUGCUUUUUUAAAGAAGCGUAAAGCUGAAAAUGGUAGUCCUAGCUCGGCUACAGGCAGAAUAAAUAUCCAGAAUGUUGAGAUGGGUUCUAAGCUUUCUGUUGAGCAACAAUUGAAGCUUCUUAAACCUUUUUCAAAGAAGGAGAUUCGGGAUUCAUUGUUUGGCAUUCCUAUUACCAAAUCUCCAGGACCUGAUGGAUUUGGUUCAGGCUUUUUUAAAGCUAGUUGGCAAGAUAUAGGGGAUGAGGUCUGUGUUGCAAUAACACAGUGUUUUGAAACAGGUUAUUUCCCAUCUAAGCUUCAUGAAACAACUUUGUCUCUGAUUCCUAAGGUAGCUAACCCCUCCCGAGCUGUUGAAUAUAGACCCAUAGCCUGCUGCUCUACAUUGUACAAGUGUAUGGCUAAAUUGAUUUGUAAGAGACUGUCCUUAGUUCUCCCUGAUCUUGUACAGCCAAAUCAGGGAGCGUUUGUUAAAGGUCGCUCUAUAGCCCAUAAUAUAAUGAUUUUUCAAGAUCUCAUCAAAAACUAUGGGAGGACUUCUACUUCAUCAAGAUGCGCUAUGAAGAUCGAUCUAAGUAAGGCCUAUGACACAGUAGACUGGGAGUUUCUUGAGGACUUGUUAAAAGCUCUAAGAUUUCCUAUGAAAUUCAUAGGAUGGGUUAUGUCUUGUGUUCGGAAUACAUCCUAUUCUCUUCUGAUGAAUGGCAGAGUUCAAGGCAAAUUUAAAGGUGAAAAAGGGCUGAGACAAGGUGAUCCCAUGUCACCUCAGUUGUUUGUUCUUAUAAUGGAAUAUUUGACAAGAAGUCUUCAACUAGCAGCGCUUAAAUCCCCCUUUAGAUAUCACCCUAUGUGUAAAAGUCUCAAGCUUAUUAAUCUGUGCUUUGCGGAUGAUUUGCUUUUAUUCUGUAAGAGUUCUAUCUCAGCUGUAAGAAGUGUCAAGGAGGUUCUUGAUGAAUUUGCUGCUGCUACUGGGCUUUCAAUCAACUCUGGUAAGUCUCAUAUUUUUUUUUGUGGAGUCACUAGCAAUGACAGAACUCGGAUUGCCCAAGAAAUUAAUCUGACUGAAGGUACUUUUCCUCUUAAGUACCUUGGGGUUCCCAUGAGGCCUACCAAAUGGAGACAUGAAGAUUGUGAGGUAAUUCUUCACAAAUUUCGUUUAAAAAUGCAGAACUGGGCGAGUAGACAUCUCUCCUUUACUGGUCGCAUACAACUUAUCCAUUCUGUUUUGCUUGGGCUUCGAAACUAUUGGAUGACUAUUUUUGUUUUGCCUCAAAGCAUUAUCAAGGAAAUUGAAAAACUUUGUAGGGGUUUUCUGUGGGGCACAUCUGGGCAGAGAAGCAAGAUUCAUAUCCCCUCUUGGCAGAAGGUUUGCCUCCCCAAAGCCUAUGGUGGAUUGGAAUUCAGAGAUGGAGCAAGUUGGAAUCGAGCUGUUUUAGCAAAGUAUGUAUGGGCUAUAUCUGCUAAACCAGAUUUGUUAUGGGUUAAAUGGAUCAAUUCCAUUUAUCUGAAAGGAGUCAAUAUCUGGAAUUAUGAACUGAAGGAAAAUUGCAGCUGGUAUUGGAGGAAGCUCUGCCAUCUCAAAGAUCGUUUUAACCCUGCUGCUAUUCUCUCUACUAGUGCGCAAGGGAAGUUUCAGUCUUCAAAAUUGUAUAACAGCCUUUUAGACCAGCAAAGGGUUGAUUAUUAUCGGAAUGUGGUUAACUCUAAGCUUUUAACAAGAGACAAUCUCAGUAGGCUGCAUGUUCAUAUGAAUACAUUGGUCUGUCCUGUUUGUGAGAGAUAUCCUGAGAGUCAUUCUCAUCUAUUUUUUGACUGCAUUCUCUCUAAACUGGUGGUUAAAAGUAUCUUUGAUUGGCUGGGGUUCGAUGCUUGGCCUAUUGAAUUUAAUAGCUGGAUGGUGUGGCUGGCUAGAGCUCGGAUUGGAGUUUCAACUGCUAUUGUGAAUAUGGUUAUUGCUGCUGUUAUAUACAGCAUCUGA
Messenger RNA from Humulus lupulus (European hop), 3402 nucleotides. RefSeq lists its product as uncharacterized. NCBI's taxonomy places the organism in Eukaryota, Viridiplantae, Streptophyta, Magnoliopsida, Rosales, Cannabaceae. Bases 1 to 3402 code for a protein of 1133 amino acids. The transcript has 6 exons. The record is from RefSeq and is a predicted model, not a curated record.